Clarias gariepinus (North African catfish) is the source of this 6804-nucleotide messenger RNA. RefSeq names its product SCY1 like pseudokinase 2 (gene scyl2). The coding region runs from base 178 to 2967 and encodes 929 amino acids. The record is from RefSeq and is a predicted model, not a curated record. Lineage: Eukaryota; Metazoa; Chordata; Actinopteri; Siluriformes; Clariidae. Gene Ontology annotation, molecular function: ATP binding; protein kinase activity. The transcript is spliced from 18 exons. Gene Ontology annotation, biological process: protein phosphorylation.
GAGUGUCUCCGGCUUCACAGGAUGACUAUUCACGGCUUGUUUUGGUGUAACUGACCAGCGCUGGGGUUUCAGGCGCAGUUGGUUUUUCUGUAUAAUUUUUUUUUUAUUAUUUAUCGAAAGCGGGAAUAAUUUCGCUGUCACCUGAUACGGGAUAAAGGGUCGACAGCCGAAUAAACCAUGGAGUCCAUGCUCAAUAAGUUAAAGAGCACCGUUACCAAGGUGACUGCUGACGUCACCAGCGCAGUGAUGGGAAACCCUGUGACGCGGGAGUUUGAAGUUGGCCGACACAUCGCCAGCGGAGGACCGGGGAUGAGCUGGAGGAUCUACAACGGCACAAAGAAAUCAACCAAACAGGAAGUAGCAGUCUUCGUAUUUGAUAAGAAGAUCAUUGACAGAUAUCAGAAGUUCGAGAAGGACCUGAUCAUAGAUUCGCUCAAGCGAGGCGUUCAGCAGCUAACACGAUUACGACACCCACGCCUUCUCACAGUUCAGCAUCCUUUAGAGGAGUCGAGGGACUGCCUCGCGUUCUGCACGGAGCCGGUGUUUGCUAGCUUGGCUAAUGUCCUGGGUCAGUGGGACAAUCUGCCCAGUCCUGUUCCGACAGAUAUCAAAGAGCACAAACUUUUCGACAUAGAGACAAAGUACGGCUUACUACAGAUAUCCGAAGGCUUGUCGUUCCUGCACAGUGGGGUAAAGAUGGUACAUGGUAACCUGUGUCCAGAGAACAUCAUCCUGAAUAAGAGUGGAGCUUGGAAAAUAAUGGGCUUUGACUUCAGCAUCUCCUCCAGCAACCCGUCAGACGCAGAGCCCAAGUACGUAUCCAAAGAGUGGGAUCCUAACCUGCCCUCUCUCUGCCUGCCUAAUCCUGAAUACCUGGCUCCGGAGUACAUCCUGUCCGUCAGCUGUGACUCCGCCUCUGACAUGUACUCACUGGGUGUGGUCAUGCACGCAGUCUUCAAUGAGGGGAAACCUGUGUUCCAGGUCAAUAAGCAGGAUAUUUUCAAGAGUUUCAGCAGACAACUAGACCAGCUGAGUCGUCUCAGUCCAGGAGUGCUAAAUAAGAUCCCAGAGGAAGUGCGAGAGCACGUGAAGAUGCUGCUAAGCGUCACCGCCAACGUGAGACCAGACGCAGACCAGAUGACGAAGAUCCCGUUCUUUGACGAUGUGGGAGCGGUGACGCUGCAGUAUUUCGACACAUUGUUCCAGAGAGACAAUUUACAGAAGUCGCAGUUUUACAAAGGCCUUCCCAAAAUCCUUCCCAAGCUGCCCAAGAGAGUGAUCGUGUACCGGAUCCUUCCAGCCCUCACCUCUGAGUUCGUGAAUCCAGACAUGGUACCGUUCGUGUUGCCCAACGUGCUCCUCAUAGCGGAAGAAUGCACUAAGGAAGAGUAUGUGCGUCUGAUCCUACCUGACCUCACCCCAGUGUUCAAACAGCAGGAACCCAUUCAGAUUCUGCUAAUAUUCUUACAAAAGAUGGACCUGCUUCUGACCAAGACUCCGCCUGAGGACAUCAAAAACAGUGUGCUCCCCAUGGUGUACAGAGCGCUAGAGGCUCCCUCUAUUCAAAUCCAGGAGUUGUGCCUGAAUAUUAUUCCCACUUUUGCUAACCUGAUUGACUAUCCGUCCAUGAAGAACUCGCUCAUCCCUCGUAUCAGGAUGGCUUGUUUACAGACUUCCUCUCUGGCUGUGAGGGUGAACUCUCUGGUGUGCCUCGGCAAGAUCCUGGAGUAUCUAGAUAAGUGGUUCGUCAUCGACGAGAUCCUGCCAUUCUUACAGCAGAUACCCUCCCGUGAGCCGGCUGUUCUCAUGGGCAUUCUGGGCAUCUAUAAGUGCACAUUUACUCAUAAGAAGCUUGGCAUCCCAAAAGAGCACCUCGCAUCAAAGAGUCUGCCCCAUCUGGUCUCCCUUAGUAUUGACAACAACCUUAAUCUCAACCAGUUUAACUCUUUCAUGGCCGUGAUCAGAGAUAUGCUGACUCGGAUGGAGACGGAACACAAGACCAAGCUGGAGCAGCUCCACAGCAUGCAGGAACAGCAAAGGAGCCUUAACCUCAACCAAAUCAAUCCAUCAGAAGAGACAAAGAGCAACCCCAGUCCACCCAGCCAAGUUCGAGAUAUUGAUGACAUCUUCGGCGGAAACUCUGCGAACACAGGCAUUAACGGCAAAGAGAACGGCUCCUCCACCGCCCCUUCUCAGCCCUCGAGAGUGUCUCUGACUCUGGAGGAAAAGCAGCGCUUGGCUAAGGAGCAAGAGCAAGCAGCCAAACUGAGGAACCAGCAGCCUCUGGCCCCAAAGAGCAUCAAACCUGUUACAACAUCCACAACUGCACAGGCAAAAGACCUGACCAGCAGUCUCAUGAGCAACAUGACAUCGCUAAACAGUCUCUCGUUGAGCUCUGGCUCUCGAACAGCUCCAAUGCAGACAGGCGCACUCUCAUCUGGCUUCUCCUCUACACCCACUAUGGCUGGAAUGGGCACCAUGGCCCCCAUCAGCAAUGGGUUUAACUCUCCUAUGGGCUUUCAAUCAGGAGGCAUGGGCAUGCGCCCCACCACGCCCAGCCUCUACGGGGGCAUGGCUGGCACCAGCAGUACACCAAACUUCAGUGCGCUCUCACAGAAUCAGAACCAGUCCGGCAAGCCGCCUGACAUGUCCUCCCUGGACUCGCUGUUCUCCGCUAACAAGCCCAAAGUCAGCCUCAACCAAAUGGCUCCCAAACCAGCUGCAGGCACCGCACCGUCCCCCUGGAUCAACCAGUUUGGUGCAGGCCAGGCACCUCAGACUGCACCCAUGCAGGCAGUACCGAUGGGAAUGGCAGGAGUGCAAGGAGGGUUUGGAAUGCAGGCUAACCCCUUCUUCAACCCCCAGAACUUCUCCCAGCCUGCUGCUGCUGCCGCUCCCACCAUGAAUACAGGCAUGCUAAAACAGAGUAUGUCAGUCAAUAACGAUCUGAAAGACCUCUUCGGUUAAAAGGCCGCUUGUUUCUAUCUGCCCAGUGAUGGAAAGGUUAAAGGAGAUGAGUCGAAAUGGACGAUUGUUUUAUUUUUUAUUGUGCUGGACCUUGCAGUCAAUCGGAGGAUGACCACCAGCCUUAACAACGCAGGGUCACGUGUCACACUAGUCUUAUAAGUUACACUUGUUUUACUGUUAUCCCUGUCUGAAUCCUGCCCACUAGGCUCAAAUGUGUUCCUUUUGGUUUGUCCUUCAAAUCUCACACAUACUUUCUCACAUGAAGGCAGAAUUCUUUCCUAAACAAGGGUAAGUCAUGAAUGAAGCAACGGUGGCGCUUCAGCUGGUAAAGAAUCCAAUUUACUUGAACGCAGAAAUGUGCAGAAAUUUGCUUUUUACUAACUUUAUACCAGAAGAGUAAGUAAAUGGAGAAAAAAAAUAAGUGGACUAUGGUCUCUUUUUACUUUACGUAAAGGGCCUUUUAAUUAUUUUGUAGCCUUUCAUUACUUUCAUGAUGCUGCUCACAGUUGCUUGCUAGUCACUGUUCAUAGUUUGUUCCUUAGAAAGUAACACCACAUCAGGACUUUUUGAAUGAUCUAAAUAGACUCUGCCUGGCCAAAAAAAAGUCUCCAGACUCUUAUGAUUUCAUUCACUCAUCUUUAGCCUUGAUUACAGCACACACUGUGAUGGCCAGUCCAUGUGUGAAAAUGAUUCCACAGAACUAAUUAGUACAUUCAGGUCAUUGAUGCAUGAUGAGUGCAUCGCUUCUCACCCAGAUCGCUCUGGAAUAGAGUCAGUCUGGACUCAUCAGACCAUGUGACCUUUUUACAUUCCUACAGAGUCCAAUCUUUAUGCUCUCUAGCAAAUUGAAGCUUUUUGUUUAUUAAUCUUACGAACAAGUGGUUUUCUUAUGGCCUUACAGCUCUUUAGUCUCUCAUCACAGUGUGUUAGUGUGCGACUUUCCCUACUAAACAUCGCGCUGUUUUCUACUGUAGAUUUUUUUAACAUGCAACUUUCCCCAGUGUUUAAGUGAUCUCUAUCACAGAUUUGUAUUUUCUUCUUAAUAAUGCACUAAUGUUGAUGUGUUAAAAUGUCCCUGUUUUCUUUCCACGAUUUAGGCAAAUAUGAAUUUGACCCUUCUCAAAUGUGACUUUUUUUCUUUUCUUUUUUUAUAGUUUUUUAAAAUUCAUUCUUAUUUUUUUAUUUUUGGUCAGGCAGUGCAGAUCUAUUGUGGUAAAGGACAAUGCAAAGAAAAUCACUGCUGUAAAUUCUGCUAAAAAUAGAAUAUCUAGUUCCCUCAAGAUGGAUUUUUUUAUUGCAAGGUUUAGGAUCAUACAUUCCUCCAAUAUUGCACCUAUCUUAAUGGUCCUUAGUAACACUCACUGAGCUGCCUGACUCUGACAGGAUGAAUUAAUCAGCAUCUGAUGCCUAAACGUCUGUCUGAAUUGACGAUUCAUUGCCUUUCAAGUCAUUUUGUGUAAGAGCAAUUAAAGUGAAUUCAAUUAAAUUGAGUGCUCUAAGCAGCAAGUGGAUUAGCAGGAGGAUUAUGAAUAAAAAAUUAUCUCCCAUGGCAUACCUGUCAUAUUACUGUUACUGAUGGGUAUUAUAUAAUCAAUCCCAAAUUACUUGAUUUGUUCCGUUUAAAUUUUAACCGAUGCAUUUGAUUCUAUUCUGUUUUUAUUUCUUUUUUUUAAUAUGGAUGUUGCUGCAUCUGGACCAAUACUAAUUAGUGCAUUAAGGAGGUUCCUUUAAUUGAUCUAGAUGUUCAAUACAAUAUUGACAUUAAAUCUGCGUACAUGAGGUGUGUUUAAGUAAAACCAGGACUUUUGAUGACAAAAUUUUUGAUACAUUAUGAGAGUAAAAACUUUAUUUCUUUAUAUAAUCCCAUGCUCCACUAAUACACUUAUCCCAGCAUUUCACUAGUGCUUGGGUACCAUCAAAGUAAAAAAGUUUUUUCAGUCCUCUAGAGCCAUGGCCUCCCAGGAACAACUUUAAUGCCCUCCCUGGAAAUGGGUACAGGGAUGUGGAAAUGGUUCCUAGCCCUGUUCCUGUAAUUUGCAAGUGACAUCUCUUAUGCAGAUUGGUGACAAGUUCCAUCGAUUUUUCCAUACAUUUUGUACAAAUGCUUUGAUUUUAAAGGAGCUGGAGUUCAUGAGAACAAAUUUCUGUGGCCUCCGAGCCACCUGUCCCGGUUAGACUUGAACGCCCCUCGUAAAAUGCAUCGAUGUCUACUUAACACAGAUUUAAAAUUGACUUUUCCCAGUUGCAGAAUCUCUAUAAAACAAACAAGCUCUAGCUUUCGGUUUCGACUAAUACCAAGCUACAGUUUCGGGUUAGCAUCAGAGCGAGAUGCGAGAUCUGAUGUUCAAUGUGAGCUCAGUGCAUCACUUCCCACCACACUUUCACCGCAACAUUUAGAGAAGUAAAUAAAUCAAGUCUGGUUGAUUUAUUUACCCACACAGACCAGCGUGAUUUGAAUCAUGUAGUAUUUCAGGAAAUGUCCACAUUCACACCCACGUGCACAUACAUACGCUGGUGCUGAUGGGCUGCUUGUACCAUGCUGUGUACUGUAAAUUGGGUCCUGAGAAAAGGAUAAGGAGGAUUUAUAUGAAUGUGUUUAUAUGUGAAUGAGUGAAAAUGUUUGCGAUUGUUUUUUUCACAUAUGCUGGAGUUAUUAUGAACGAACAGUGGGCUAUGGUUCGAGCUUUAAGCUUUUUUGAUUGUAACAGGAGCAGUCCAUGUCCAUGUAGUAGUUAGAGAAAGUCUUAGGCCUGAAGAUCAGGAAAGACUUCUCUAUGGGUAUAAAAUGGGAAUCUGACCACGUACAAAGCUGUGUAAGCCUUCAGUGAAAUGUAGCGUAUGUGUAGGUUCAGUUUGUGUCUGGCUUAGUGUUUGUCCAGCUGAUGAGUGAUUCUGUUUAAUAUGUUGGCAUUUCUCGUUACUGAUUGUUCUCACCGGAGCCAAUGUGACCGUAGCAUUGACACUGAACUGAUUCAAAUGAAUAAAAAAAAGAUAUAUAUAUAUAUAUAUAUAUACCAACCUAACCUUUUAUUUUUUUUAACCAUGACCAAAUAGAUAUCAUAACUGUGUAUUAUAUUUACAUAUCAUAUGAAUGAAAUGUAUAGUAUAGAGAUUUAUUUCACAAUGAGUUUUUUUUUUUUAUAUAUAUAUAUAUAUAUAUAUAUAUAUAUAUUACCUUGGGAUCACUUUCAUAAAGGGGACCUCUGAGUACAAAUGUACAAAAGAUAGAAGCCUUAUGAUGAGAGGUGUGCAAUAAUAGGUCUUGGAAGGGUUUUGUGAAAAUGUCUUGAAAUCAGUGUGUUUUAUCGCGUGCGGUUUUCAUAUACGGACAGCACCAAAUCAAUGAUUACACUUAUAUUUUCUUAAAGCAGCAUUUCCUGUCAUUUUAGAUUUAGGCUAGAAAUAAGUCUUGAGGACAGAAUUUGAGACGAUAUUUCAUUUUAUCCAUUUCCUUUUGAACUUUUCCUUUUUAUUUAUGUGAUCUGGUUUCAGUUGCCAAUAAUUAAUUCGACCUCUAAAUAUAUUUAAAAAAGAAAUAAACAAAGCCUAUUCUUCUGUCUUUAUAUUAUACCAGUGUAAUAUGUGUACAGUGUGGCACUUUUGUGAACUUUGUAUCGUGUUACCAGAUUGUACUGUCUGAAGUUGACAAUUUCAUGAAAGUCAUGUAAAUAUUUCUUAAAAUGCACACGCCGGUGUUCUCUUCUAAGCUUUUUCGGUCAUUUUGUCGAACAGAUUUGAUCGUGUAGAUUCUUAAUUGCAGUGUAUAGUUUUGGACAGAAAAUAGAUUUGAAGAAUAAUCAGAAGGUUAAAAAUAAAGAUCUUCAAACAAAGAGAAAU